Messenger RNA from Necator americanus (New World hookworm), 1467 nucleotides. RefSeq lists its product as uncharacterized. Lineage: Eukaryota; Metazoa; Nematoda; Chromadorea; Rhabditida; Ancylostomatidae. The transcript is spliced from 5 exons. The record is from RefSeq and is a predicted model, not a curated record. Bases 1 to 1467 code for a protein of 488 amino acids.
AUGCAACUAGCGUUUCUGGACUUUGAAGCCGCGUUCGACUCUCCUCACCGAGGCCGUCUUCUCAACGCGCUUCGCUCCGAUGGAGUACCAGGAAAGUUCGUUCGCUUGCUUGAUGACAUGAAUCAACGAACAACUGCUGCAGUUCGAACACCAGCCGGAUGUACAACACCGGUUGAAGUGGAAACAGUCAACCAGUGUCCUGCCGACAUUGUCUUAGCACCAUCAGGGUGCCCCUUGACUGACCUCGAGUACGCCGACGAUGUUGUUAUAUUCGCGGAAAGCAGUACGAAACUUCAACAUGUUGUCAACCUUGUAUCGAAGCUGGCUGCAGCCUAUGGACUACGCCUACGCCCUGAUAAAUGCAAGCAGAUGUGGACCUCUUCGAAACCUCGAACGGGAAUCAGGGUGGACGGACAACCGACAGAACUCGUCGAUGAGUUAUGUUACCUGGGCUGUAUGCUGAAGAACAACGGCAGCUACAAGAGAAAUGUUCAGCAAAGAUGCGCUAAGGCCACUUCUGCAUUUAACUCCUUAACAAAAUGUCUGUGGUCGACCCCCAUCACCAACGAAGUCAAGCUGCGAGUCUACCUAUCCGCAAUUCGCUCCAUCAUGAUGUACGGAUCGGAGACUUGGGUAGCACCAUCAAGGGUUAUGGAGAAGCUUGACUGCACGGAACGAAAGCUGCUUAGACGGCUAAUUGGCUACUUUCGGCCUAGGGUAUGUCACAAUGAGGAUCUUUACGUAGAAAUUGAUGUGGUAUACCGGCGGAUGACACGUGGAAGACACCAACAUCUUGCACCGCCAUCGAAAGUGGCUAAAGUAAAUCGUCUUCGCUUCUUUGGUCAUAUAUUAAGGAGACCAGCAGAUCGCCUUGUCCAACGAGUUCUGAAGAGUUCGUCGGGUUCGAGCUGGAAGAAGCCACCUGGCGGAAAACGGAAGUUCUGGAAUGAGGUGGUGAAAGAGGACCUGAGGACAUUCGGCGUGGAUGGCCAGUUCAGGCGAGAAGUAAGGUUUCGCAGAAUAUGGAAUAGCGACGAAUGGAUUGAUUCUGUGCAAGCUCUCGCAGAAGAUCGAGAAGGUUGGGCAGAGCUGUGUUCAAGGACGGCACACCUCGACGAAGAUGCAGGAGUCCAGGAGUGGUGUUCGGGAGGACGCGUCAUUCCCGAAUAUAUUAUUAAAGCUAACGAAAAUGUAAACGUGUACAAAUUGCCCGAAGGAUUAGCAAAUGCGCAAGGAGAAGGGAAAGAUGAACGAUAUACGUACAACCAGAUGUGCGUAGUUGACGGAACAUUUACAGUUUUACACGUUGGCUAUCUACCGUUGAUAUCGUAUCAAGAAACAAUUGGGCCAAGGAUUGUCGAGUAUCCUAGGAGAAAGGAGCUUCUCUUCCCCGAAACUCCCGAAACAUUAACUGAAAUUAUCGAGCAUCUCUCCACUUGCAAUAAACCAGUCACAUCAUUUGUAUAA